Messenger RNA from Diaporthe batatas, 1737 nucleotides. RefSeq lists its product as uncharacterized. Lineage: Eukaryota; Fungi; Ascomycota; Sordariomycetes; Diaporthales; Diaporthaceae. The coding region runs from base 80 to 1489 and encodes 469 amino acids. The record is from RefSeq and is a predicted model, not a curated record. Gene Ontology annotation, molecular function: FAD binding; oxidoreductase activity. The transcript has 2 exons.
CUGGUAUCCAGACAUCCGCAACAGUUUUGAACCACCAGUAAAUGGUGUGUUGCACGACCUGAGAAAAACCCAAGAAACCAUGGCAUCGAUCUACGAGUCUCUGAAGCAGGACCUCAAGGCCGGCAAGGUCAUCGUGCCGGGCGAUGCCGACUACGAGGACAGCAUCAAGCGCUGGAGCGCGAGCUGCGUCCAGCGAACUGCCGCAGUGAUCAAGCCCACCUCGGCAGAAGAAGUCAGCACGGCGAUCAGGUGGGCAAACAGCCACGCGCUCCCCUUCACGGUCUGCGGCGGCGGGCACUCGACCUCGGGCCAGUCGUCCAAGGGCCCAGAGGGCGUGGUGGUCGACCUGUCCCUCAUGCGCGCCGUCACGGUCGACCCGGCCGCCCAGACGAUAACCUACGGCGGCGGCUGCCUCUGGGCCGACGUCGACGCCGCCGCGGCGCGGCACGGGCUCGCCACGCCGGGGGGCACGGUCAACCACACGGGGGUGGGCGGGCUCGUGCUCGGCGGCGGGUUCGGCUUCCUCUCGCCGCGCCACGGCCUGACGAUCGACGUGCUCCUCGAGGCCGAGGCCGUGCUCGCCGACGGCACCGUCGUCACCGCGUCCGAGACGGAGAACCCCGACCUCUUCUGGGCCCUGCGCGGCGCGGGGACCAGCUUCGCGGCCGUGACGCGCUUCACGUCGCGCGCGUUCCCGCAGCGCGACGUCUGGGCCGGCGUGCUGGUCUUCUCGCCCGAGCAGCUGGAGGGUGUCGUCGCGGGCGCCAACGAGGUGCUCGCGGCCCAGGACGGCGGCCAGGCGAUGCUGCUGGCGUUCGGGUACUCGCCGCCGGGGCCGGGCGGGGAGCGGGGGCGGGCCAUCGUGGCGCAGGUGUUCCACAACGGGAGCGCGGCCGAGGGCGAGGAGCGGUACGCGCCGCUGCUCCGGGUGGGGCCCCACGUCAACACGGCGGCGGCGAUCCCCUACGCGGCCGUCAACGGGCUCGCGAACGGCGGGGUGCCGCACGGCGGGCGGUACCAGUUCGGCGCGGCGAACGUGACGUACCCGGUGGACGCGGGCGUGGUGGCGGACGCGGCGGCGGCGUGGUGGGGCGGCAUCGAGCGGCUCAGCGCCGGGGGGGAGGACCUCCGCGGCAGCAUCAUCGGGUACGAGCUGUUCCCCAGCGACGUGGCGCGCGGCGUGCCGGCCUCGGCGACGGCGUUUGCGAACCGCGGGCGGUACUUCAACGUCGCGGUGCUGAUGAGCUGGCGGGACGCGCGGUCGGACGCGGCGGUGCGGGCGUUCAAGCAGGAGGUGGCGGGGAUGAUACGGCGGAGGGGGUUCAGCGGGGACGAGGUCGGGGGCGAGGGCGUCGGGCAGUAUAAUAACUACCUCGACGGCAGCAUCAGCGCCGAGGGGGCGUUUGGGGCGAAUGCGGCGCGGCUGAGGGAGCUGAAGCGGCGGUAUGACCCGGAGAACCGGUUUGACAAGCUGUGGAAGCUGGCUUGAUGACAACUGGUCAGUUGGUGUUGGUGUAUAUCGAGUCAGUUGGUGUUGGUGUAUAUCGAUGAUAUGUUACUAGUGGUGUUAUGGGUAGUGGGUCUGAAGUUGUUGCUGGGUAUAGAUAGACGUUGGGUGCCUAUUGUGGGUAGACUAAUAAGACUAAGUAUCCACGACGAUAUCACCGUUCAACUUUCUUCUGCCCUCGACGUUACGGCCAUGGUAUUUCUCUGCCGGGGUCGGGUAAAUAGAGACUG